Molecule: messenger RNA, 3687 nt
Organism: Spodoptera frugiperda (fall armyworm)
Lineage: Eukaryota; Metazoa; Arthropoda; Insecta; Lepidoptera; Noctuidae
Exons: 8
Coding region: 88-3672 (1194 amino acids)
Source: RefSeq, a predicted model, not a curated record
GUGUCGUUAAACAAAGAAUCAAAGGCUUCAUUGAAGUGGAACGUUGUAUAAAACCGUCGGGUGCCAGCUAUCUGCACCGACUGCACCAUGGACAUCAAACUCACUGCCGUGCUCCUCCUCGCCCUCACCCUCACGCUCCACGACCCCGUCAGCGCUGACGCCUUCGACCGUCCGUUAGUGGGUCUAAACGAAGUUGGGAAAGAAGAUUCUAGAUACAGAUGUGUUCCUGGUCGUACCAUCCUUAAAGUCAGAGAGAAGGAGCAGCAGGUAGACCUGAACUCUGACGCAUCCGACGAGUACAGGCGGACUCGGAGCAGGCGGUCGCACAUGUCGGUCGCGGCGGAGGAUGAAACUUGCUUCAUGUGUGUUUGUGCGUCCGACGGCCAGAACGAGCACUGCAUUGCUAGACCCGCAGACACCCUCAACGAGUGCCUCUUGAUAAAAGAUAUCAUGGAUAAGUUCGAGUCUGGUAUUCCGUUCAAACACUCCAGAAACUUGCCCUACAGAAUCAGACGAGUAAACCAGGAGUCACAGAUGUGUGUGCCUUUUGUAUCCGAGUAUUCAGACUGCAAUGAUGAUAAUUUAUGCUCGGGGUGCAGCAAAUGUACCUGCACUAGUGAGGGAGAGUGGUCGUGCCGCGAUGUGAGGGAGUGCCCUCAGUACUCCCCUGAAGACGCGCUGCAGGAGUUUGGUGUGAACAGAGUUAAUGGUGAAUUUGAUCCGAAUACAAAUGAUGCUGAAGGAAUAUUUGACAGCGCCCUGGACAUGCUGGAGUAUGAGAUGAGCAAGAAAAACAAGAAGAUUAUUAAGACGUCCAGCAACCCGCAGGUGCCCGCGCCGCAGCCACAGCAGGACAAUGAUGUGCUGUUAGAUCAAUUGCAUUCCAUGACUCUGAAUGAUUUCGUCGAUAGUUUAAGUCGAUCUAAAAGGUCGGUCAGCAUGGCCAAGGGCCACAAAAAGCGAUCAGUCGAUAAGGAAAUGGAGAAAUAUAAUCAUAACGGGAACCUAAGUCACACAAGUAACAAUAGUAUCCAUUUCUACAAUACAAUUGAUGAAUUAAAUGAAGAUACUUUAAAAAACAGCAAUCUAACAGGCACUGUACUAGCUAAGAAAGUAGAUAUGGUAGCGCCUCUCACAAGGCGAUCGGAUUCCUUCCUGGGUAACGGUAGCAAGGCACUCCAUAUAGAAUACAGCCAACCCCAUACAUACCACCCAAUAACUAACAAUAAAAUCGAAGCUGAACAAGAAAGUAAAUUUGACUCUAGUCACGAAAACCUUAAAACAGUUCUCGGUAACUACAGUCAGGACACAAAAAAUAAAGUCGUAUCCAAGAUUGUCGUCAACGAACUGAAGAAAGGCAGUGAAAUCAUUGGGGACGCCACCGCUCCCGUGAUGUCAAACAUCACUUUUACUCCAGAAAAUGACACAUUGACAGCAAUGGCCUUCAUUGCCGGCAAUCUUUUGAAUAAACUGUGGAACAUGGAAAAAGAUGCUUCUGCGUCGUCAAUGGAAACUGAUAAAUUAAAACAAGAAAAAAUAGCUGACCUUCUUGACCUUUUCAAGGAACCCCUAAAUCUGAGACAAGAAACAUUCCUUAAAAAUGCACUGGAACAUUUAUCUAGUGCUAUAGAUAAACAAAAGAAUGUUAAAAACAUUUCCAUUUGUGAGACUUUCCAAAAUAUUGACCAUACGGUUGAUGUAACUGAUGAUGAGAAACCAAAAAUGAGUACAGUAAGUGUGCCAUGCGCAGAUACAGAUAAGAAAAAUAAAGGGACUGGAGAUAAAACGAAGAAGGCUACGGUCAAAGCUAUAACUAAAAUACACAAUGUUUUAGAUUUGAUCAGAAGAUUUGAGCGUGUUCAAAGCAAUUUAAGUGAACUUAAACACGGUCCAAAACUAGAUUUUACACAUUUUAAUCAUACAAGGAAUGAUAAACCGUAUCCGAAAACUACAUUAACGAAUGAUGAAACUCAUUCUUUAAAUGUAUUCGGAAAUCUGUUAGAAAAAAUAACAAAACUUAUAUUGCCAAAACGAAAUAACAAGAAAAUUAAAAGUGCCAUAACUAGUCAAAAUAUAUUAUCAGGAAACGACCACUUGAAGAAAAAGUUUAAGAAAAUGUACAACAUUGAUUUGACUAACAUGACGGUGACCGCCAAAGAUAAGAUCAUUUUAGAUUACUUAACUCAUGUUGAAAGAAACCCAGAUUGUUUGCUAAAUAAUAAUAAUGAUGAUGAACUUGAAAAUAUAUCCACCAUUGAAGGAAAUAUUUUUCUCAAGUUAACUGAAUUUUUCAAAUUAAAGACAUUUAAUGAUUUGUUGAAGAUGUUGGAACCCGAUCGUACCACCCUCACCCGUGGAAAUGGAACAAAUCGAACUAUAUUUGAAACUACUACUGCAUUAGGGGAAAAUAAACUGUCUACAAAUUUAAAAAGUGGAGAUCCUAAUAAAUUUAAUUCGACAAAGGAAAAACUUAAAGCACAUUUCAAAACUAUAAUUGAGGAUUUGAUCGAAUUACAAGGAACUAAAGGAUUAAAUUUAAAAGGUCAUAUCAAUAUAGCAGAUGCUUUACCUUGUAUUUACAAUAUUUUAAAACUUAACAGAGAAGAUACCGUCACUAAAAAAGAAAAAAUAAUAGAAGACCCAGUAAAAAAAGUAGCCGAUAUAUUUAACGAAAUAAAGAAAGAAAUGAAACUGGCACAAAACCGUAGAACAUUCGAUAAUACUAUAACGGAAAGGCCUAAGUCUGCCAUUGUGUGGGAACGAUUGGUUAACAACUUAAAUAACAAAACAAAUACCCGUAGGACAUUAAAUGCUAAAACUCCGAAAUCAUACGAACAGAUAAAGAAAAUGAUGGAGCUUGUUGAAGGUGGCAGCUCUACGUACAAGCAAUACGCAUUGCUUGUGAAAGUUCCGCCUUCAGGGAAACUGAUAUUACUUAAAGCCUUGGAGCAAGACGUCCAGGCCACUAUCCAUGUAUUCAACGACAUUUUACUAUCGCUUCCAGAUUUAAUAAAAUUGCCAAAACAAAAGUUUGCUGAGCUGGAAGAAUUUGUAGACAAUACGGUAAAAGGAUUUAAAUUAAGCGAAAAGAUCAAUGAAAAAAUUAAUUCAGAGGAAAAGGAUGAAGAGACAAAGUAUUUCAGUAAUGACGUUCAAUCGGUAAUGUUUAAUGCAAUAAAGAAUAAAUUGAAAGGGAAACAAGUGCUUGCUAACGAGAACUUGCGAAGUGAGGAGGGUGGUCAGUUGAGAGUCAGCAGGGCACAGAUCAUAGCCCAGCUGAUACGAAACCGAGUGAACCAAUACAUGAACGACAGGGAACACCAGAGAGGUGCCACUGAUGACAUUAAUUAUGUAAUUGCUCGGAGGAUAAUUUACUACUUGGAUAUCGGAGAUUACAAACUCGCAAAUGAUUUGUUUAAAAUGCUCUUUUAUCAGAAUGAAAACAAACUAGGGCAAUUUUCUUCCGAUCUUUUUGUGAACGACAAGCAUUUUGUAUCAUCGACGCUAAAAUACAGUGAUAUUCCACUGCGUCGGAUGGCACAGCCCCGAAAGGAAUCGAACCCGAGCUUAAUGUUUGAGGACGCGAGUAAAAUGAAGGGCAAGUACAAGGAUUGGAUCAACCAGGACCACCUGAUCAAACAGCUGCUGAACAUAAAGAGCAUGAGAAUGUAGAACUUGAUAUUUUCU